AUGAAUACGGCUCCCUCUGUUCUUUUGGAUAAACAACAGCUAAUGGAUCUGAUGAACGACAAUAAAUCACACGACGGCGAUCAUCAGAGUCAGCGUGUCGGUGAUAAUGGUUUGGAGUCGAAGAAGGAAGCGAUCGUCCCUAGCUAUGAUUUCCAGCCUAUUCGACCUAAUGCCACCGUCGGAUUGUCUCACUCCGCUUUAGAUCUCGCCGGAUCUGUCAAUUCCACGGCGGCUAGGGGCUGGGCUGCUUCUGAUUUACAACCGGUUUCAACCUCAUCCGCAAGAAGUUAUGGUUCUCUCGACUCUCUUGAACCUUCGAAGUUGUCUGCUGAGAAGGAUCAAAAUCCCCCUGCGUCAGCGAUUAUAUCUGCAAUAGAUCAGACGAUGAAGGCGCAUGCUGAUAACUUGCUACAUGUUAUGGAAGGUAUCAGUGCACGUCUUACACAGCUGGAGACCAGAACCCGAAACCUAGAGAACCUGGUAGAUGAUGUGAAAGUUUCUGUUGGGAACAGUCACGGUAACACAGACGGGAAAAUGAGACAGCUUGAAACCAUCCUGUUAGAGGUGCAAAGCGGUGUACAGUUGCUGAAGGACAAACAAGAAAUAGUUGAAGCGCAGCUUCAGCUUUCGAAGCUUCAGGUGUCAAAGGUAAACCAGCAUCCCGAGACGCACUCCACACAUGUUGAGCCCACUGCUCAACCACCCGCAUCACUUCCUCAGCCACCAGCUUCUGCUGCAGCUCCCCCGUCUCUUACUCAGCAGGGCCUCCCGCCACUACAAUUUAUUCAACCGCUCGCCUCACAGCACAGUCUCCCGCCACCUUCAUCACAAGUGUCUCAACUUCCCAACCAGUUUGCUCCCCAGCAGGAGCCUUAUUUCCCUCCGCCUGGUCAGUCCCAGCCUCCCCCACCACCAAACCAGUCUCCUUAUCAAGCUCCUCCUCCAACCCAGUCACUGCAUCAACCACCUUACCAGUCACCACCUCAACAGCCACAGUACCCGCAACAGCCACCUCCUCAACUUCAACAACCAUCAUCAGGAUACAACCCGGAGGAACCAUCUUACCCUCAGCAAUCAUACCCUCCACGUCAACCACCUUCUGGUUCCGCCCCAUCUCAACAGUACUACAGCGGUCCUCCAACGCCGCCAUCAAUGUACGAUGGACCUGGUGGUAGAUCCAGCUCAGGUUUCCCUUCCGGGUACUCUCCUGAACCUUACCCGUAUACCGGUCCACCUUCACAGUUUGGAAACACCCCAUCCCUGAAACCAUCACAUCAGAGUGGAAACGGAUCUGGUUACCCGCAACUCCCAAUGGCUCGCCCACUGCCACAAGCUUUGCCAAUGGCUUCAGCUAUCAGCAGCGGUGGAAGUGGCGGCUCCGGUUCUCCAAGUUCCGGAGGCAGAGUGCCAGUCGAUGAUGUAAUCGACAAGGUGACUAGCAUGGGCUUUCCAAGGGACCAAGUAAGAGGAACAGUGAGGACAUUGACGGAGAACGGUCAAGCCGUUGACCUCAAUAUUGUUUUAGAUAAGCUGAUGAAUGGAGAUAGAGGAGCUCUGAUGCAGCAGCAGCAACAGCAACCACCAAGAGGUUGGUUUGGUGCUCGGUAG
Thlaspi arvense is the source of this 1608-nucleotide messenger RNA. Lineage: Eukaryota; Viridiplantae; Streptophyta; Magnoliopsida; Brassicales; Brassicaceae. The record is from the annotation of a GenBank genome assembly.